UUUGCCGUUCUACGACUCGACGGCCCUGCAUUCGCUCGUCGGUGUGUGGUUGUACUUCUAGAAUCUCCACUCAGCCUACUACUCCCUGAGUGACUGAGUCCCUAUUAAUCCCUCCCCUACCUCUCUCUCUGGUCACAGCACUGAAACCCCGGCCAUUUCUACAACGUCCCAUUUACGCACCUCCAUCCGCUCCCAUCCCAUCCCCUCUCCAUCGUGUGUCUCACUCGGUGGUUGAAUUGCCCGUCGUCUCAGGCUCUCCAGUCCUCUACUUUCUCUGCGUUCUCUGCGGUGGUUGAUGCACGCCCUGCCCAACUGUGUGCCGGCCCCUUCAGUCAUUUCCAGCACAUUUGCCCGUACACUCUAUUCACUGGACUUGCCUGGUCUCGUUGCUGGAAUCUGGCGACUGUUUCUCCGACUCCACCUCCCUCCAGCCUAGGACUUGACUUCGUAUACACAAAGUGGCCUGUGUACUCACGGGAGCAUCGAGCAUCGAGCAUUGAGCAUCAAGCAUUGAGCAUCAAGCAUCAAGCAUCAAGCGUCAAGCGUCCUGCAUCCUCGUUCGAUAUUGAGGUGUAAGGUGUAGGGUCUCUUUGUUAACCUCAGCAACAAAGAAGUCAGACUGGUUCUCAGCUUAGCCUAGCAGACACGGAAAGGCUGCACUACGCGGCUUAGACAAGGCCAGACUACUACUCUCCCUACUACUACUAGCUCUUUUCUUGUAGAGGUAGGCUGCCAAUACCAUCUAGUCUCGUCCUCCAAAAGACAUUGGCUGCGAUUGAAUGCCCAAUUCUAAUUCCCUUAGCAUCCAUCUGCGAGUAGAGUACCUAGGUAUUCAUUUCCACAACAUUCUUCCUAGCGGGACCUAGGGCCCGUUUAUCAUCAUUCACAUCCACCUCCACCCACCUCCACCCACCUCCACCCACAUCCACACGUACCGUCCCCAUCGUGGCUCGUGGCUCAACUCGCUCCGCUAGCACAAGCACUCACUUGCCCUCCUCCUCCCACUCCACCUUAUCUUCCGUCCCUGGUCGAGACUAGUCCUAGUCCUGGUCAGCGGCCUACUAGCACUACACUAGCCUAGCCCUUCCAUAAAACCUCUGUCUUCCAGGUUCAGGCCCAAGAAAUAGAUGGCUACUGCAGCUCAACCUCCUCCAGCAACAGUUCAUGAUAAUCUUCAAAAACCCACCACUGCCACUAUCUCUGCCUCUGCCACAACUAACUCCCCAAACCCUGUGAUUUCCAAUUCUCCCCCAGAUCCGACUGCCACUACCAGUUCCUCCCGUUCUCCGCCAUACCCAUACCCUCACUCAUACCCUCAUCCUCACCCUCACCCCCAAACCAAACCCGAAGAAAGCCAAACCCAACCUCCAUCCCAGUCUGCCCUCACCACCGAUACCCUCACCUUCACCCCAACCCAAGCACAAACUCAAACCUUAUCCUCCACCCAUUCUCAUUUGACGACCGACGUCUUAGACCAGUCGUCACUUCCCACACAAACAACGACACCCGCUGUCUCCCUCGCCCCGUCUCCCAAUACAGUAAAAGCACUACGCGCAAAUUACAAACAUCGACAGUCGGUCCUGUCAACCACCUCUCCUAAAAAAAACCGAUCCUCACUUUUCAAUCUGGCUGCGACAUUGGCUCGCGACAAGACCAACAACGCCAUUGCUAGUCUCUCCAAACCUUCCAUCUUGGGGGACCGCAAGUCGUCAAGUAGUUUAUAUCUCUCGGCCCAAAACCUAUCGACCUCAUCUUUGACGCACCCCUCCAUUCCUAUAUCAGAUACCAUUGAGUCCCUCGCAACCGACCCGCGUCCAUCCCCUCACCCGCACCCAACCUCAAUCCAGCAGCAGCAGAGCCUGCUUGAGACAAAUCCGCCGUCCCAGGCGUAUUCACAUACAUCCACCGACACUCCUGCAUCGAUUGCAUUUGUGCCGGCGGCAAACUCCAACAAGAUGCAUCAAACCUCAUCGCGCUUAUUGCGCAUGACCUCUGAUGAUCGGCCAUUUACACGGGUAAGAUGUGAUCCGAUCUGCUGUUGUGGGGUUGCGAGGCUAACAUGUAGCACAAGGACUUCAAAGAUCUCUUCGCAACAUUGGUUGUUAGCCUUCCUCUCGCACCACAUCGCGUACGUUUGACAAGAGUGGAGCAUUCCUUUCUCUCAGAAGAGGCGAUCAACAACCUUGGUUCCUUGAAAUUCUCGCAAUCCAAUCGGAUGCCUGACCCCAAAGACCCCUCCCGAAUUGUAACCACCACCACCACGACCACCUUUUCCAUGGCAAGAGAAAUGGCUCGAUCUGUCUGCCAACGUUUCCUGGAGGCAAGAUUCAUUGAAUCCGCUGAUGGCAAGCAAGCGAAGGAGUUUACCAUGAAAGGCUCAGUCUGGCAGAUGACACCUAAGGGCAUACACGUUUUGGAGAGAUUUUGUUCCAAGAAUGGCAUUCAGCAAAAGCAUGUGACUGAACUUGUCAACUCAACCAGAAACACCAUGCAACUUGUCAUUCUGGAGAGAGAUUCUACGACUGAUAAAUUGUCAUCCGACAGAAGUACCAUUGAGGUGAUUUUCCGUCGAUUUGUCGGGUCAAAUGGAUUCAAUGUAAAGAGUAGCACCAGUUCAGCUGAUUCCGAUUCACUGAGUGACUACAAAGAUGGACUUCAAGGAGUGAGAAUGGCCGCUGACCGUAAGGUUGGCACACAGGUUUUGAAGCUCACAUUCACAGGAAAGGCUGCUACAGACUGGUUGAUGGAUUGCUGUACAACAGUAGACCGACGAGAAACUAUUGAAAUAGCAACGUUGUUUGUGGCACAUGAUCUAAUUUGGUGUGUUCAAACUGACAAGACCCUAUCACCACAAGAGAAAGAGAAGGACCACAAAUUUCAAGCCACCAAAAGUGCCAUCUACCAAAUCACCGAGAAGGGCAAGGAGGUUCUGAGCAUGACUCCCAGUCAUCGUGCAUCAGAAAGUGCUGUUGAAGUUGGUGCUCCUGUCACACGUCCUGGUGUUUCUCGGGAUUCAAACACACAAAAGCUGGAUAAGAUUCUAAACGAUGCGGCAUUGAGAUUGUUGUUUCGAGAAAAUUUGCGCGAUACUCAUUGUGAAGAGAACCUGUCCUUUUACGUUGAUGUUGAUGAGUUUCUCAACCAUUGUCGAAAUGCUAUCAAACAAAGCACAAGAGUUGGCAAAGGCACAAAUUUGGAUUCAGUCAAGGAGACCAUGGCAUCUGCUUAUGGAAUCUACAAUGCAUUCUUGGCUCCAGGCUCACCAUGUGAACUGAAUAUCGACCAUCUGCUUCGAAACCAGUUGGCUACACGAAUGACGAAGGCAGUAGGACAGGAUGUACAGAUGAUUGAAAGUCUCAAGGAGGUCACUAAGUUAUUUGAGGAGGCACAAAUUUCUGUUUUCAAGCUCAUGGCGAGUGUAAGUCAAGACACGUUAUCCAUGCUACUGAUGAUUUCUAAUUCUUUCAAUAGGACUCCGUUCCAAAAUUCAUGAAGAGUACCAAGUACGAACAAACGCUCAAGAACUAUGAUUUCGACUCUCUCACCAGCAGAUUCCACAAUAGCAUGAACCUUCCAGAACGAAGCAUGAGCCGAUCCACCCGAUCAAGCUGAUUCGACCCGGCAUACACCUUUCACAAUUCCCUUUCUCUUUUCAUUCAUCCAUGAAUCUUUUAGACGAAUUGUACGUCAAUCUCAAUUACUGGUGGGUAUCCCAGAUUUCUGGGGACUGGCGGUAAAUGGAGACCUUGUGUUUUAGCGACUGCAUAGAUUCCCCCACAUCAUUUCGGCAUUCAGACUUCAGCGACUUAAUGACUUCAAUGUCCAUAGCUGGGGCUUGAUACCUUGCAUUUUGGCGGUUUGAUACGGUCAACUCGUUUGCCCUGUACAUUGCAUUUUUGGCGUUGUGGACUUCAUAUGGGAUAGAAAGAGAUACCGCUUCAUUUGCGGAGUUCCUACAAUUGCCAGGGAAUAUGAGGACGAAAAGGGCCAGGGACGUUGUCCGCCUACGAUGGAAAUGGAAAAAAAUGAAGCUGUGCUUGUGCGAAGAAUCCACGUGUGUAAUUAGAAACAAACCAUGCUCUAUAGGAGAGAAAAAAAUGAAAUAAUUGCACUCGUUAGCCC
This is a messenger RNA of Hymenoscyphus albidus, 4122 nucleotides long. Lineage: Eukaryota; Fungi; Ascomycota; Leotiomycetes; Helotiales; Helotiaceae. The record is from the annotation of a GenBank genome assembly.